Molecule: messenger RNA, 3259 nt
Organism: Coccinella septempunctata (seven-spotted ladybird)
Lineage: Eukaryota; Metazoa; Arthropoda; Insecta; Coleoptera; Coccinellidae
Exons: 8
Coding region: 211-1776 (521 amino acids)
Source: RefSeq, a predicted model, not a curated record
AUAAAAUUGACUUUCAUGCAGGAGCUAAGGAUACGAAUUAACGAAUUCAAGCAGAUCGACUCAGAAAAGUCAUACUAUUCAAAAAAAAUAACUGUAAUGAAACGAUGAGCGACCUGUAUUAUUUAUUCUUUUGACGAAAGUUGGAAAUUUAAUUUCAGUCGUUGUCAGGUGGUUGGCGAAUAAAUUUUGAUGUUAUUUUGAGGUUUCAUUAUGUUUUCUCGAUGGAAAUGGCCCGUAUUAUGUGUCAUAUUUCUUCAUGUCUUAAGUGUUGUGGAAUGUGAGGACUAUACCGUCGAAAUAAAAAAUAACGGACCGGUAGUAAGAGGUGCUACAAUCCGUUUUACUGCAACUCUUUAUCAUGGAAACAACCUGGCCUCCGGGGAAUUCAGAUAUUAUUGGGAGGAUAAUGCCAUACCAAAACAUCAACAUGAGAUCAAAUCCGAUAAGCCAGUGUCAAUUUGGGAUGUCAAAUAUGAUCAUAAGUAUCCCCCCGGAAAAUAUGAAGUUCAAGUCACUGUUGAGAAAAAAAUCUAUUUAUUUUAUUAUGCAAUCACAUCUAGUCGAACCCAAUUCAUUAUAUCAGGUACAUUAACUGGUAAUCUGCAGGUCUUUCAGAAAAAUGAAACGAGAAACAAUCAAUUCAUAUCAACAGAUACACCACUCAUUUCAUCUGUGAAGCUAUCAGAGCUUGAUGCAAAUUUCAUUUCCAAUGCGACAUCUGUCACAACUUUCUGGUUUAUUGAUUGUAUUUAUUAUGGUCCGACGAAUAAUGCCCAGUUUUCACAUUUAUUCCCAACAUCCGAUGAGGAGCAUACCAUCGAUGCAUUGAUGGUGGCAGAUUUUCAUCCUCCCCCACCACCAACCACUACGACUACCACCACCACGACUGCGAAACCAACCACAGUAGCUUACAGUACAACCGUAACGAAAAAUCCCAUCAAUAUCUCAACCACUACAGUUCCUACAAAUUCGAUCCCUAAACAACAAACUGUUAACAAGACACUCAAAGUUAAGAGGAGUGUGGAACAGGGAUUGAAUAAUACAGUGUCAAAUAAAAUCCAGAAUAUAAGAAUAAAUGUUAAUGGGACGCUGCAACCUUAUAACGGUAGUUUCCCCUAUAUUUGCAAUGGUACUGUUGCCGUUGAUGACGUCAAUGCUUAUGGUUAUUUCUCCAGGAAAAUUGUAGCAAAAGAUCCUAUUUCUUCUGUAAAUGUCACUGGGAACAAUUGGCUUCAACAUGGGGAUAUAUUGGCCUUGGUAGUAUCGUGUAACGGGUCGCCAUCUCUGAGAUACUGUGUGAAGUUCUACAGAGGGUCUUAUAAUGCCACAGGCACAGAAUCGUGCCGUUCCUAUCUCACGUUGGGAAAUUGCAACUUCCUGAUUCAAAGAUACUUGGGGGAUGCCGAGGAGCACACUGUUCUCCUGAUCCUAGAAAACGAUGUCACCAAAGUGGUGAAGACGGUAGCGGUUACAAUUUACGAAGUUAAGAAGCAGGCUCAGUUAUCCGUUAUAGUGGUACCUUUGGCUUUCAGCUUGGUGGCGAUAGUCGCGGUCGUCUUCGGGGUGGCCUAUUACAUACAGAAUCGUGAAAGGUUUAUCGUCGAAGUGGCAGAUUUCAACUUCGGAACCGACUUUUCUGAUAUGGAAUACAAAACCUUCCGCGAAAGGCUUCAGGAAUCCUUCAUGAACGCGUUCACGAGGGCCCCGUCUCCCGAGGCAUCGGAGGCUCCGAAUUGGCCCCCUGGCCAGAGCCAAAAAUACGACAGUAUGACAUGACUGAUUUAAUCCUACUGAAAAUAUGAAAAAAUAGUGAUAUUAUUCCAAAUAAGAUUCCAUUCAGAGAUCACGAUAUAUAGAAGUAUUUUUGUGUAUUGUAUGACAAGAUUAUCGGAUAGAGAUGCUUUAGUUCUCACGGGGAAUGUUAGCUUUAGAUUCGCACACCUUUUUUUCGAAAUUGAAGCCACAAUGAGGAUUCUGUGUGAAAUCGAUUCGUGAAGCGUUCGAAGAAAUUCGUCGUCGAGGUGGCUGUGGAAUUUCGACAUUUGACGGUUUUUGUUGUCAAAUGCCGAGCAUCGAUUCGAUAGCCCGAUUGACGUCGAAGUUUUCUGAAAGCUCCUUAUUUUCUACAAGUUUUUACCUGUCCUGUCAAUCGAACGUGCGCCAUUUUGGUUAACCUUCGCUUUUUUCUUCUGUUUUCGAACUUUUUUUCCUAGUUAUUCGAAUAGUCUGAUAUUGGUCUCAUUUCUGUAAUACUAAACGUCAAAAUUCGAAAUUUUCGUCGGCACUCUAACGAACUGUCAAAAUCGUCGGUUGCCUUUGGUUACUGUGGGGCAAGCGAGUUUUUACCCAUUGGCAGCCUUCUCCUGCCCCACAUCAACCAAUGGCAACAAACGAUUUUGACAAUUUGUUAGAGUGUCAUAUAAAAACUGAAAUUUAAUUGAUAGCAUGACAGAAGUAAAAAAACAAUAAUUGUUCACCUUCGAAUCGAACUGAGCCUAAAUAUUUAUGAAUACUUGCACAUUACUUCUAUUGAUUUGUUUUUAAAUUAACGAUUCGUUGUGUUUAUUUACAUUUCAGUUGUGACUAGUACUGACACGAAUCAUAAUUUUUUUUCAUUCGGAAUUAAAACCAACAAUAUCAGACAGUUGGAUGUUACAGCCUUUUUUUUUUUGUUUGAGAAAUGAUAAUCGUCACUUCUAGUCAUCGAUUGAUUGUAUUUAAAAGCACUUCAAUAUCUUUCUUCAAACAUUCGAAAUUUUUUAGUCUCAUCAAAUGUCCCAAUUAUUCAGCAGGGAUGGAGAAUUGUCUUUUUUGCAUGUUUGAAAUCUUCAGGUCCCUAUUAGAGCGUAUCUAUGAAUAUCAGGUCACAUUUAACAUCUGUAAGUAUCUAGCUCAAAUAUUAGAGUACUCUUAAAUUUCUCUGGGUACCGAAUGCUCACUCUGAAAGUAUUGAUUUUUGAGUCUUUGACCCGUUUUACAAGGAGAGCUCUACUUUUACUUCUCUUGACCUGCAAUUUUAAGCAAUAAUUAUUUUGUACACGAUCCUAAAGUGUUCCAACGAAUGUUUUAUUGUAUGAUUCAAGACUUCAUGAAGAAAAUCUUGUUUAUAUUACGCUAAGAUGUAAGUUUAUAUAAUAUUGAAAAGUUUCGAAUUUUUAUUAUGUAUAUGUUGUAUUUAUUUUGAUACUUAUUUUAUAAUGUUUUCAAAACUGUUUUAAAUCUAUAACAUUGUUUGGGUUAUAGUAAAACUUAUCGAAGA